AGUAAGUAUUUAGUCCAAUGCAUGUGGUCCAAAUUUAUACUAUCAACUUCAUUUGAUUUUAAGACACAGAAGACUAUAUUUUUAAUGGAGUGAGAAAAUAAUGAUUAUUGAAAUUUCCACAAAAAUACUAAUAUAUUAUUAUAUUCAAUUGCUAUUGUUAUUCAAUUCAACAAUGAACACAAAUAGCAAUGGUGAAAUCCUCCACCAACCACCAAAAACCUCAAGCUGAAGUAAAAUCUCCCAUUUGCCGCACAAAAACUUCCUUUGUUAUUAUUGGUUUGAAAUUUGUAUUAUAUAUAGAAAUGCUAAAUGAAUGAAUGAAUGAAUGCCUCAAUUCAUCAUUCAAAACCGUACGUAACCAAGACCCCACCCCCCCUCCCCAUGAACCUUUCUUCUAUAUUUUGAACACAGAGCACAUUCAUUCUAUUCAAUUCAAUCAUCAAAAAACAGAGCAAAAAAACAGAGCAAAAAACAGAGAGAAAUUAAGCAUUUACUAGAUCCAUCCAUCCAUCAAUGGCAUCUUCAGCUUCUACCAAACCAAUUUUCUCUUCACCUAUCAUCUCUUCUUCACAACCCAAAUCUUCAAAAUCCUCAAAUCUCUCAUUUCUAAGCUCCAACACUUUUGGAGUCAAACCAAACAAUAACAUCAACAACCUUAAACUCUCUUCCCAACAACAUUCCUUUGUAGUCAAAAGUGUUUUAAAAACUGCUGACCAAACAAAACAAACAACAAGUUCCAACAAUGUUGCUUUUAAUGAUGAAAAACCAACGAUCUUGGUCUCUGAGAAACUUGGAGAAGCUGGAUUACAAGUGUUAAGACAAUUAGGAAACGUGGUAUGUGCUUAUGAUUUAUCACCAGAAGAUCUUUGCAAGAAGAUCUCUAGCUGUGAUGCUUUGAUUGUUAGAAGCGGAACGAAAGUUACGAGACAAGUGUUUGAAGCAGGACAAGGAAAGUUGAAAGUUGUUGGUAGAGCUGGUGUUGGAAUUGAUAAUGUGGAUCUACAAGCUGCUACUGAAUUUGGUUGUCUUGUUGUUAAUGCUCCAACAGCUAAUACUAUUGCUGCUGCUGAACAUGGUAUUGCUCUUCUUGCUGCUAUGGCUCGUAAUGUUUCUCAGGCUGAUGCUUCCCUUAAAGCAGGAAAAUGGCUAAGAAACAAGUAUGUGGGAGUAUCUAUGGUUGGUAAAACAUUAGCAGUAAUGGGAUUUGGAAAAGUUGGAUCUGAAGUUGCUAGGCGUGCAAAAGGAUUAGGAAUGAAUGUGGUAGCUCAUGACCCUUAUGCUCCAGCUGAUAGAGCACGUGCUGUUGGUGUUGAAUUAGUCUCAUUUGAUCAAGCAAUCACAACCGCUGAUUUCAUCUCACUUCACAUGCCUCUAACUCCUACUACUAACAAAGUCUUCAAUGAAAACACUUUUGCUAAGAUGAAGAAGGGUGUGAGAAUCAUCAAUGUUGCUAGAGGUGGUGUUAUUGAUGAAGAUGCUUUAGUCAAAGCUCUUGAUAGUGGAAUUGUUGCUCAGGCAGCUCUUGAUGUGUUCACUGAGGAACCACCAGCCAAAGACAGUAAGUUAGUACAACAUGAGAAUGUGAUUGCUACCCCUCAUCUUGGAGCUAGCACAAAAGAAGCACAGGAAGGUGUGGCUAUUGAAAUAGCAGAGGCUGUUGUUGGUGCAUUGAAUGGUGAACUUUCAGCAACUGCUGUCAAUGCUCCUAUGGUUGCUCCUGAGGUGUUAUCUGAAUUGGCUCCAUAUGUUGUGCUGGCUGAGAAGCUGGGAAGGUUAGCUGUGCAGUUGGUAUCUGGAGGAAGCGGAAUCCAAUCUAUAAAAGUGGUUUACCGAUCGGCCAGAGGCCCUGAUGACCUAGACACCAGACUACUCCGAGCCAUGAUCACAAAAGGCAUCAUCGAACCAAUAUCAAACACAAUUGUCAACCUUGUAAACGCUGACUACAUUGCAAAGCAAAAAGGCCUCCGCAUAAGCGAGGAAAGAGUCGUUGUUGAUUCAUCUCCUGAGCUACCCGUUGAGUCGAUCCAGAUACAAAUAUCGCACGUGGAGUCCAAAUUCGCGAGUGCUGUAUCUGAGACUGGUCAGAUAAGCAUUGACGGAAAAGUGAAGUACGGUACACCACAUCUUACAUGUGUGGGAUCUUUCGGUGUGGAUGUCAGCUUGGAAGGGAAUCUGAUUUUGUGCAGACAGAUUGAUCAGCCCGGGAUGAUUGGCCUAGUUGGAAACAUAUUAGGUGAACAAAAUGUGAAUGUGAACUAUAUGAGUGUCGGAAGAAUGUCGCGUAGGAAGAAAGCACUUAUGGCUAUCGGUGUCGAUGAAGAACCAAAUAAGGAAGCUCUUACCAAUAUUGGAGCUGUGCCUGCUAUUGAGGAGUUUGUGUUUCUCAAGCUUUAGAAGUUGAAUGGAUUUCAACUUGAGUUUUGGAAAAUAAUACUAUAUAUAGGUAUUGAUUGGGGGCAAAUAAGUUAAUGAAUUUGUGAUUUUAGUAGAAUGCUUGAGGAAAGUGAUAGCUAUAUUAUGAAGUAAUGGAUGAUAGAGAAUAAAUAAAGGCUAGCUGAAAAUAAUAGCAGCUAGUAGUGUGUAGUGUGUGAAGUUUUGUAUCACGGUUUCAAGUUAUGUUUUCUAGCAUUAAAUAUGUACAAACUAUUUGUUAUUUUGUAAUUGAAGUUUUUUUGUUACUUUUGUUCACUGUUGCAAAACUAGUGUGCAAUUAUUUGAAAUGGAAAAAGUAGGUGAAAAAUAUAAUGUGAUGUACGACCAACUGGAACUAGCAUACAUAAGCAAUCCAUCUGUUUUCA
Trifolium pratense (red clover) is the source of this 2798-nucleotide messenger RNA. Its product is annotated as D-3-phosphoglycerate dehydrogenase 2, chloroplastic-like. The coding region runs from base 514 to 2394 and encodes 626 amino acids. Gene Ontology annotation, biological process: L-serine biosynthetic process. The transcript has 5 exons. Gene Ontology annotation, molecular function: NAD binding; phosphoglycerate dehydrogenase activity. The record is from RefSeq and is a predicted model, not a curated record. Lineage: Eukaryota; Viridiplantae; Streptophyta; Magnoliopsida; Fabales; Fabaceae.